UUACACGUCCACUGCCUCUUUGUUUCCGUUGCUAUAUAUUCUCCUCAGUCCCGCUCUCCUACGGACCUCGUCUUCUUUCUUCCUUUCCUUCUCUCGGCUUCUGUGAUCCCUUGUUUUUUCCCAUUUCGUAGUGAAUCACCUGGAAAGGUUAUUAAAAGAGGAAAAAUGGUGAAGAUUUGCUGCAUUGGUGCUGGAUAUGUCGGGGGACCUACCAUGGCUGUCAUUGCACUUAAGUGCCCCUCCAUUGAAGUGGCUGUCGUUGAUAUCUCUGUAUCCCGUAUUGCAGCCUGGAACAGCGACCAGCUUCCUAUCUAUGAGCCAGGCCUUGACGAUGUUGUAAAGCAAUGCCGUGGCAAGAACCUGUUCUUCAGCACUGAUGUGGAAAAACAUGUCUACGAAGCUGAUAUUGUGUUUGUCUCAGUUAACACCCCAACCAAAACUAGGGGUCUUGGAGCUGGGAAAGCAGCAGACUUGACAUACUGGGAGAGUGCUGCUCGCAUGAUUGCUGAUGUCUCAAAAUCUGACAAAAUCGUGGUUGAAAAAUCUACUGUCCCAGUCAAAACUGCGGAGGCCAUUGAGAAAAUCCUUACCCACAAUGGCAAGGGGAUUAAAUUCCAGAUUCUAUCUAACCCAGAAUUCCUUGCUGAGGGAACUGCCAUCCAAGAUCUUUUCAAACCAGACCGAGUGCUCAUUGGUGGUCGGGAGACUCCCGAAGGACAAAAGGCCAUCCAAGCAUUGAAGGAUGUUUAUGCUCAAUGGGUUCCUGAGGAUCGAAUUCUUACCACAAAUCUCUGGUCUGCAGAGCUGUCUAAGCUUGCUGCUAAUGCCUUCUUGGCCCAGAGAAUUUCGUCUGUCAAUGCCAUGUCAGCACUCUGUGAGGCCACUGGUGCAAAUGUCAAACAGGUGUCCUUUGCUGUUGGUACAGACACAAGGAUUGGGCCCAAGUUCCUUAAUGCUAGUGUUGGCUUUGGUGGAUCCUGCUUCCAGAAAGACAUCUUGAACCUUGUUUACAUCUGUGAGUGCAAUGGCCUUCCAGAGGUGGCAGAGUACUGGAAACAAGUCAUUAAGAUCAAUGACUAUCAGAAGAGCCGUUUCGUGAACCGUGUUGUUUCCUCCAUGUUCAACACAGUUGCUAACAAGAAGAUUGCCAUUCUGGGAUUUGCCUUCAAAAAAGAUACCGGGGACACUCGUGAGACCCCGGCCAUUGACGUUUGCAAGGGACUGCUGGGUGACAAAGCUCGCCUGAGCAUAUAUGAUCCACAAGUUACUGAAGAGCAAAUCCAGAGGGAUCUCACAAUGAACAAGUUUGAUUGGGACCAUCCCAUCCACUUGCAGCCCAUGAGCCCUUCCACGGUGAAGCAAGUCAGUGUGGUUUGGGAUGCCUACGCGGCAACAAAGGAUGCACAUGCUCUUUGCAUUCUGACUGAGUGGGAUGAGUUCAAGACUCUUGAUUAUCAGAAGAUAUAUGACAACAUGCAGAAGCCAGCCUUUGUGUUCGAUGGCAGGAACAUUGUGGAUUUGGAUAAGUUGCGUGAGAUUGGCUUCAUCGUUUACUCCAUUGGUAAGCCACUGGACCCAUGGCUUAAGGACAUGCCAGCAGUGGCUUGAAACAGGAUCAUUUGAUUAAGGGGAGGCGUUCCCACUCAGUCUGAUUCUUUAUUAUUUCCACAAGAGUUUUUCUUUUGGUCCUUUUUUUUUUCUUUCCCUUUGUAGUUGGCACAAAAUGGGUAAAAAAAAAAAUCAGGGAAAGUAAAAAGGCUUUAUGUUUUGCCUUGCUUUUUGUAACCCAUUUCAUUAUUAUCUGGAUGUUAUGAAUUUACUAGGGAAACUUGUUUUUAUUUGAUAAA
Messenger RNA from Prosopis cineraria, 1847 nucleotides. RefSeq names its product UDP-glucose 6-dehydrogenase 1. Lineage: Eukaryota; Viridiplantae; Streptophyta; Magnoliopsida; Fabales; Fabaceae. The record is from RefSeq and is a predicted model, not a curated record. Gene Ontology annotation, biological process: glycosaminoglycan biosynthetic process. The coding region runs from base 166 to 1608 and encodes 480 amino acids. Gene Ontology annotation, molecular function: NAD binding; UDP-glucose 6-dehydrogenase activity. Gene Ontology annotation, cellular component: cytosol; nucleus. The transcript has 2 exons.